This is a messenger RNA of Oncorhynchus keta (chum salmon), 4876 nucleotides long. RefSeq names its product solute carrier family 25 member 15b (gene slc25a15b). Gene Ontology annotation, biological process: mitochondrial L-ornithine transmembrane transport. The transcript is spliced from 8 exons. NCBI's taxonomy places the organism in Eukaryota, Metazoa, Chordata, Actinopteri, Salmoniformes, Salmonidae. Bases 231 to 1139 code for a protein of 302 amino acids. The record is from RefSeq and is a predicted model, not a curated record. Gene Ontology annotation, molecular function: L-ornithine transmembrane transporter activity.
AAAUUACUCACUCCGUGGCGUUAUUUUCGUGGACAGAUUUUGGGCGGAGUAAAACUAUUAUCUCGCUUCGCCUCUUCCUCUCUGUCGAAACGCACGUUUGAAUGAGAUGGCCUUGGAUACUGUGUCUCUAGCAACCUGUUCUACGUAGCAUCAAAGAUUGGCAUUGCAGUAGGAGCUGUACCAUAAUAAAGGAGGAACCCUUCAACAGGUAGUUCCAGAUCUCCAUCUCAAUGGCCCCACACCCAGUGGUGCAGGCCAUCAUUGACCUCUCAGCUGGAGCUAUAGGAGGUACAGCGUGUGUGCUGAGCGGUCAGCCCCUGGACACAGCCAAGGUGAAGAUGCAGACCUUUCCCUCCUUGUACCGAGGCUUUGUCCACUGCUUCUCCUCCACAUACAAACAGGUGGGUCUCCGAGGGCUCUACCAGGGUACCAGCCCAGCCCUGAUGGCUAACAUCGCUGAGAAUUCUGUCCUCUUCAUGAGCUACGGAUUCUGCCAGGAGGUGGUUCGCACAAUGGCGGGACUGGGAACGGAGGCUCCACUCAGUGACAUGCAAAAAGCAUGUGCUGGGUCGGUUGCAUCCAUCUUCUCCUCUCUGGUCCUGUGCCCCACUGAGUUGGUCAAGUGUCGUCUUCAAGCCAUGUACGAGAUGGAAGCGUCUGGCAAGAUCGCAAAGGGCCAAAACACGGUGUGGUCAGUGGCGAAGUCAGUGAUGAAGCAAAAUGGUCCUACAGGGUUUUUCACAGGCCUGACCACAACCAUCGCCAGAGAGGUGCCCGGGUACUUCUGCUUUUUCGGGGCCUACGAGCUCUGCCGAACCACCUUUGCUGACAACAUGAAGUGCAGCAAGGAUGACAUAGGAGUGGCCCCUAUUGUGUUCAGUGGGGGUUUCGGGGGUGCAUGCCUGUGGCUGGUGGUCUACCCCUUUGACUGUGUCAAGUCUCGCAUCCAGGUCAUGUCAAUGAUAGGGCGCCAGGAAGGUUUCUUCAAGACCAUGAUGACUAUCAUGAGGACGGAAGGUGUAAGGGCGCUCUAUUCUGGUUUGACUCCCACCAUGAUCCGCACGUUCCCCGCCAACGGAGCCCUGUUCCUGGGGUACGAGGCCAGCCGUAAGUUCAUGAUGAAAAAGUUUGACAGCUGACCUGGUCCUCCUCCGACAACGAUGUCCCCAAUCUCUUUUUUUGCCUUAUCAUUUGUACCAGUUAACCCUACUGCGCUGUGUCGUUAACCUCCUACAACACUCCGAACUGGUUGAAAUUACCUGAUUUCAAUGAGUUCUGAUUGUAAGUGGGCUGAGCUUUGCCCGCUGGGUUGGAACCCACACUCCUCAGAGAAGCAUUUUGGCUAAUAUUAUGUUUUUAGAUACUUGACUUAAAUGUGAAUAUAAACUGAGUGUACAAAAUAUUUGGAACCUAAUAUUGAGUUGCAUCCCGUUUUGCCCUUAACAGCCUCAAUUCGUUAGGGAAUGGACUCUACAAGGUGUCAAAAGCGUUCCACAGUGAUGCUGGCCCAUGUUGACUCCAAUGCUUCCCAAAGAUGUGUCAAUUGGCUGGAUGUUCUUUGGGUGGCAGACCAUUCUUGAUACACACAGGAAACUGUUGCGCAUGAAAAACCCAGCAGCAUUGCAGUUCCUGGCACACUUCCACCAGUGCGCCUAGCACCUAUUAUAGUACCAUUCCCCGUUCAAAGGCACUUAAAUCUUCUCUGAAUGGCAUAGAUACACAAUCCAUGUCUCUAUUGUCGCAAGGCUUAAAAAUCCUUCUUUAACUUAUCUCCUCCCCUUUUGUCUACACUGAUUGAAGUAGAUUUAACAGGUGACAUCGAUAAGGGAUCAUAGACUGACCGGGUGAAUCCAGUUGAAAACGAUGUCAUGGACCUAAUUCUUUGUACACUCUGUGUAAGGUUGAUAUACAGGAUGCAUUCCCAGACCUGAUUUGAUAUGGGAUCAAGGUCUGGAAGUGGAGUAUUUCGUCUUUUAAUUUUUUACAGUAUUAAUAAAAUACAUGUUAUUUUAUAAAGCCCUUUUUACAUUAGCAUUUGUCUGUGGUACGUCAGAGCAGAAUCUCAGAAUAGUCAUAAUCUAUUUCUUCAUCUGCGAGAGGGGUAUACUACAAAGCAGAAUAAAGGAGUUCGACAGUUAACUUUGUUAUAUAUUCAGAAUUUAAAAUAUAUAUAUUUUUUAAAGAAAUAAGCUUGAAAUGUGCAUGGCCUAAUUGACUCCACAAACAAAAACACAUACAGUGGGGAGAACAAGUAUUUGAUACACUGCCGAUUUUGUAGGUUUUCCUACUUACAAAGCAUGUAGAGGUCUGUAAUUUGUAUCAUAGAUACACUUCAACUGUGAGAGGCUGAAUCUAAAACAAAAAUCCAGAAAAUCACAUUGUAUGAUUUUUAAAUGCAUGACAUAAGUAUUUGAUCACCUACCAACCAGUAAGAAUUCCGGCUCUCACAGACCUGUUAGUUUUUCUUUAGGAAGCCCUCCUGUUCUCCACUCAUUACCUGUAUUAUCUGCACCUGUUUGAACUCAUUACCUGUAUAAAAGACACCUGUCCACACACUCAAUCAGACAGACUCCAACCUAUCCACAAUGGCCAAGACCAGACAGCUGUGUAAGGACAUCAGGGAUAAAAUUGUAGACCUGCACAAGACUGGGAUGGGCUACAGGACAAUAGGCAAGCAGAUUGGUGUGAAGGCAUCAACUGUUGGCGCAAUUACUAGAAAGUGGAAGAAGUUCAAGAUGACGGUCAAUCACCUUCGGUCUGGGGCUCCAUGCAAGAUCUCACCUCGUGGGGCAUCAAUGAUCAUGAGGAAGGUGAGGGAUCAGCCCAGAACUACACGGCAGGACCUGGCAAUGACCUGAAGAGAGCAGGGACCACCGUCUCAAAGAGAACCAUUGGUAACACACUACGCCAUCAUGGAUUAAAAUCCUACAGCGCACGCAAGGUCCCCCUGCUCAAGCCAGCGCAUGUCCAGGCCCGUCUGAAGUUUGCCAAUGACCAUCUGGAUGAUCCAGAGGAGAAAUGGGAGAAGGUCAUGUGGUCUGAUGAGACAAAUAGAGCUUUUUGGUCUAAACUCCACUCGCUGUGUUUGGUGGAAGAAGGAUGAGUACAACCCCAAGAACACCCAAGAAGACCAUCCCAACCGUGAAGCAUGGAGCUGGAAACAUCAUUCUUUGGGGAUGCUUUUCUGCAAAGGGGACGGGACGACUGCAUCGUAUUGAGGGGAGGAUGGAUGGGGCCAUGUAUCGCGAGAUCUUGGCCAACAACCUCCUUCCCUCAGUAAGAGCAUUGAAGAUGGGUCGUGGCUGGGUCUUCCAGCAUGACAACGACCCGAAACACACAGCCAGGGCAACUAAGGAGUGGCUCCGUAAGAAGCAUCUCAAGGUCCUGGAGUGGCCUAGCCAGUCUCCAGACCUGAACCCAAUAGAAAAUCUUUGGAGGGAGCUGAAAGUCCGUAUUGCCCAGCGACAGCCCUGAAACCUGAAGGAUCUGGAGAAGGUCUGUAUGGAGGAGUGGGCCAAAAUCCCUACUGCAGUGUGUGUAAACCUGGUCAAGAACUACAGGAAACGUAUGAUCUCUGUAAUUGCAAACAAAGGUUUCUGUACCAAAUAUUAAGUUCUGCUUUUCUGAUGUAUCAAAUACUUGUGUCAUGCAAUAAAAUGCAAAUUAAUUACUUAAAAAUCAUACAAUGUGAUUUUCUGGAUUUUUGUUUUAGAUUCCAUCUCACAGUUGAAGUGUAUGAUAAAAAGUUACAGACCUCUACAUACUUUGUAAGUAGGAAACACUGCCGAUUUUGCAGGUUAUCAAAUACUUGUUCUCCCCACUGUAUCUAAGUUUAGCUUUCUUAAAGAACCAGAAAAUGAUCUGUUAUUUCUCUGUUUAUCAAAGUUAGCUGGCUAAUGCAUUGAUCCUGCUUUGUAGUAUACCCCUGAGUUGUUACUGUUCUUUUGUGGUCUUGUCUGUCUACUGCAGAAAGGCAAUGCAUCUACGCAGCCAACCAUUAUUUUCCUCCUAUUCUCAACACUCCACCGGAGUGGACCUGACCCGAGGGGUAUACUACAAAGCGGGCUCAAUGAAUUAGCCAGCUAACUUUGAUAAACAACCAGAAAUAACUAUUGAUGUUCUGAUUCAUUAAGAAAGAUGUGUUUUUUGGUUGUUGAGUCAAUUAGACCAUGCCAUUUCAAGCUUAUCCUUCAAAAAAUAAGUUAUUUCAGAAUAUUUAGGCAGGGUAACUCAUUGAUCAUUUGUUGUACACCCCUCUGGCUUACUUGUCAUAGUGCUGGUACACGAUUGAGAAAGGCACUGUAAUAGUACUGUAUUUUCCAGCCAUUUCAAGAAAACAGCACUCGUUUUUCAAAUGCAUUGCAAUACAUUGCCUUUAUGCCAAGUUCCCUGAAAUGUAACUCCAUUAUUCAAAUAUUCAGUGUUUUUCUGUCCUUUUUUUAGUCAUUAAUAUUGGUAACGCUUCACAUUCAGUUGCUCUUAUACCUGUGUAAUAAUACUGAAAUGUAUUAAUAGUAACAACAGUGUGCUAACUAACAUGUUAUACGUCAGUAACUGUGUUCUAAUUGAUUUGAGCAGUUUUGUAAUUACAUAGGGGAGGAAUUGGGGGUGAAGUGUUACCUUGUUAUUGUUGUUUGUCUAUUAACCACUAUUCUUCGCCUUGUUUGUCAUGUACUAUAAUGUUAUAUUGUGAUGUGCCAAACCAUGAAAUUCUCAGCUUCAAGCAACACGGACUAAGUAUCAUGUCAAAACUGCCAAUUACAAUGAUCUGCCAGAGGUAUCUUUCCCAUUGUCAAAUAUUCCUUAAACAAGCCUUUACACUUUAGACAUUUUAAAUAUGCAAUAUUUAUUUCAAAUAAAGAUGCAUAUUCUUUUA